GUGCUCUCCGCCUUGGCUCCUCCCCCUCCUCAGCUCUCCAGCCCACACUCCGGCCAGGAUCACACACAGCAUCCCGGCCUGACACCACCGACACCCACCGCCUGAUCCUCGAGGAGGAGAUGUGUACUUGUGAAGGAUUCUCCGGGGGGACCCCGAGCCUGGGAUCCUGAGAUCAGUCUGGAUCAGUGAUCGCUCGUUUAGCUCCCCGUUCACAGGCCGCCCCCCAAGCCCCGGAUCUAUACUCCGCUUCUCCCACGGCCGCUGUGACGCCCCCCGCAGGUAUGUGGGGGAGGAUGAUCUCGGAUUACGGAUCCGGAUUAAACACUUUUAGCGCAGGUACAGAUUUCCCCUCAUCAGGGUGGCUCUCGGGUUCAUUGUGGCAUUCUACAGUUGCUUCACCCAGUGGCAGAAGUAGCCACACGCGAAGACACAGCAUUACAUCUGACAGUGGAGAUACGGGCAUUGGAACCUCCUGUUCAGACAGUCUGGAAGACCAUUCGACUUCCAGCGGUACUUCCACCUUUAAGCCGGUGCACCCACUGGUCAGUCUUCCAUCUGCUCAUGUCAUGCCCUCUACAGCCAGGUCAUCAGUGGCCAGACACAGAGAGGAGCGGCUGGACACAUCUUCUUGGGACACCAACUAUUCUUUGUCUGCUGUAGGCAGGAUCUAUGGCCACUCGGAUAGCCCACUCGAUAUGAAAGACUCCAGGCCCAUAAAGAAGUGGUCAUCUCUUUCUAAACUGAGUACUCCAGAAGCCUUCGGGCAGGAUGGCAAAGUUGAAAACACAGGGUCGCGGAAUAGCCUGGAUCGUAUGAGUAGAGAUAGCUCUCUUUCCCAGCACUCGCGGGGUUAUAGGCCAUCUUGUCUGCACUACAGCAUGGAGGCACUGAAACUGGACGAUAAAGACAUUGAUAAGAAGGACAUGGCGGGUGUAGACCUCAAAUAUAAAUUUGACAGCUGCAGCGGCUCCGAGUUCUCUCCAUUUGCUACUCCAAGUCGGAGGCAUACCUUAGACAUGACCUACAGUGCCUUACCAGAAAGUAAGUCUUUUACAGCCGGUGACAAUGUUUCAAAAUAUAGCCACUUGGGUUACCAGGCUGGAUCCCCCCUUCAGUCUUCCUUAAGGACUCAGAUGUGGCUUUCGGAUCAGUUUCAUGCAAAUUCUCAAGACAGGAAAACUCCUGAGGAAACGUGUGGCUUGUCUUCCUGGCAUCAGCUAGAACUGCUUCGUCAAGAAGCUGAACACGCACAGGUUGGGAAUAAUUCCUCUCGAAUAACGUUUACUGGAGUGCCCGUAAGUCAGGAUGCCUCUAAAUGGGAGUCCCUGGUGAAAAUCAAAGAAGGACUACUGCGACAGAAGGAUAUUGUACUAGAAAGACAGAGACAGCAGAUCUCCCAUCUGCAGCAAGCCAUCAGAGGCGGUGAGCUACGUACUCAUCAGUCAGCCAAAAGUCCAGUGAUGAAUGGAGAAGACCGCUACAUCCAUGGGAUCAAGAGCCCAACAUGUGAAAGCUGUAAACCUCUGCAGAAUCUGGUUCUGGACCGGUCAAAUCCCUUCCUUAGAGGAGAAUUGGAGGAAAAGCUUUUAUCUGCUGAGACAGGCUCUGCACAUUUCUGUGAGGUUCCAAAACAGGGUGUGAUUAAAUCCUCCGAUGACCUGAAAAAGCUGGAGGAAAAGAUAAAAACCAGAGACAAGUACAUUAACAGUCUAAGAAAGAAAUGUCAAAAAGAGAAUGAGAUUAAUCGGGAGAAGCAAAGGCGGAUUGAAACUCUGGAAAAAUAUGUAGCUGACCUGCCUACACUUGAAGAUGUACAAAGGCAGAGCGAAAGGCUUCAUUUAUUAGAGGAGGAAAACCAGCAACUGCGGGAGAACAUGAAGUGUCUUGAAAAACUAGUAAACGAGUCAAGGACACAAUGUAAAGAAAAAGACGCCCAGACAGAGUGCCAGAAACAGAGGGAAAAAGAGUUAGUGCAGACUGUACAAAGCCUACAGCAAAAAGUUCAAAAAUGUUUAGAAGAUGGUGUCCGAAUCCCUAUUUUGGAUGCAAAACAACUCCAGGAUGAAAAUGAGCGGCUUCGAGAGCAGAACGAACGUGCAAACAAGGUCAUAGACAAUCAACAAACCCAAAUUGACACUCUGACUGCAGAAAUUCAGGCAAUACGAGAUAAGCUGUUCCAGGAGAAAGCAUGUGUACUGGAAGUAGAGAAGAAGAUGGCAGAGCAAUCAGAAUGUACAGAAAAAUUACACACCCUAUACCUGGAAAAUGAAAAGCUGAAAGAAGAGAAUUGCUCAAUGGGUGAACAGCUAGAAAAGUUACUUGUGUCCCGGCAACCAUUGUCGGAGAAGAUGCCGGUGGCUGAGCAGCUGUUUAAGGAAAUGUCCCACUGUCUGUUUGACUUGAAAGCACUUUGCAGUAUUCUAAAUCAAAGAGCUCAGGGAAAGGAGCCCAAUCUCUCUCUGCUUUUGGGCAUUCGCUCGGUCAACUCCUCCGAGGAACAUGAAGUCGGCAUUCACAGCACUGAGGCCCUCACCCAGAAACUGUCAGAUGUACAUCAGUUACGCAGAGACAUUGAUGAACUGAGAACUACAUUGUCGGACUGCUAUGCUCAGGAUAUGGGAGAUAACUGUAUCACCCAGUGACUAACUGAGAUCUCUCAUUAAAUGUUCAUGAACUACGGUCACUUACAUUUCAGGCUCCUCACUUGCGUUUCAGUCUUGGAGCUAUAUGAAAUUGGUACAUACUCUAUGCAUAGCACACCUGAGGUGCUUUCUCAAGAAACCCCUUCACAUUUCAUCACUCUUUCAGCAUGAAGUAACCUGUCUGGAUUUUUCUCUUCUUUUUAUAACAUAACUAAACAAUGGACAAGACUGCGUAGAGCACAUGCCAUACCUUUUUAUAAAGUACUGAACAGAACACUCGUGGAUGUAGAUGGAAGCUUAAGAAGGCCAUCCUAAAAAUGUCUCAUAUAGCGGGUGAAAGAAAAAGAAAAUGCUAUGUAAAAGGAAUGUUUUAAGAAACCUCUGUACAUCUCUCACUAAUGCUUUGAUGCAGCUAUGAUGGCCGGUAUAUGCUAUUAGUAUCAUUUGCUUAGCCUGCAGAGGUAGUCUAUUGAUAUAUAAAGGAAUUGAAGGUUUACCGGUAUAUGUGUUCAGGGUACAAAGUGUCUGAAAAAGCAUGGAAAGCCAAUUCUUAACAGGGUUUAACGCAAGCCUGUCCUGCAUGAGGCAGAUCAUUUUGUUUAUUUUCACCCCAGCUGAUGCCAGUGAAGAUAAAGCUUUCCUAAAUACUGGUUCCAGACAAAAAAUGCUUGCCUUCACCAUGUAUACCUGACACAGCCUAAAGUAAUCAUUCUGCCUAAAAGGUUUUUACAGCAUAUCUUCAUCACCUCUAGCAAUGAUUUGGACACAGAAAAUAUCAAAAGGAUCCAUUCACACUUUCCUGCAUACAGUUUUGUAUCACAAUUUUCAGUGGAGUUGUUCUCAACUCUUCAUUUUCUUGCGCAUGCAGAAAACGCUUUUAAAACGCAUAAACUGCAUAGUAAAAUACACAUUAAGUUUGCUUAAAAAUACAUGAAGUGUAAAUAGGUCAUAAUACAGCAAAGCAGUAUAAACACUCCAAUGCAUUAUUUUAUUAAAGAAGGAAUACCAUAGAAGGUUUAUUAUGAUUUUUAGAAAAACUGUAGUUCUGUAGAAAAACGUUUCUUAGUGUCCUCAAGGGAGGUACAGAAAUAUAAAUUUGUAGUUGCUUAUUGAAAGACCGCUUUGAUUGAAGAAAAGCAGUGGGUUAUAGUGCUACCUUUAGGAAUAGGAUGCUAGGUGCCAGCAAAAAAAAA
Rana temporaria (common frog) is the source of this 3835-nucleotide messenger RNA. It is a transcript of the gene CEP85L, whose product is annotated as centrosomal protein 85 like. Bases 282 to 2642 code for a protein of 786 amino acids. Lineage: Eukaryota; Metazoa; Chordata; Amphibia; Anura; Ranidae. The record is from RefSeq and is a predicted model, not a curated record. The transcript is spliced from 13 exons. Gene Ontology annotation, cellular component: centrosome.